Messenger RNA from Thrips palmi, 1253 nucleotides. RefSeq names its product RNA polymerase II subunit A C-terminal domain phosphatase SSU72 (gene Ssu72). Gene Ontology annotation, cellular component: mRNA cleavage and polyadenylation specificity factor complex; nucleus. Gene Ontology annotation, biological process: termination of RNA polymerase II transcription. Bases 233 to 820 code for a protein of 195 amino acids. Lineage: Eukaryota; Metazoa; Arthropoda; Insecta; Thysanoptera; Thripidae. The transcript has 6 exons. Gene Ontology annotation, molecular function: RNA polymerase II CTD heptapeptide repeat phosphatase activity. The record is from RefSeq and is a predicted model, not a curated record.
GCUUGAGUUUUACAUUAAGUCAGGUUAAGUUUUAAAGUCAGUCAGUCUGCAGUUUCUUGCUUUCUUGCUUCAUACAUCGUCGUGACAUAUCAUGCAUGAUUGAUCCUCUGGAAAACGUUCUUUUCCUAGCGUAGAAAUAAACUAAUAAAAGUUUCCGUACCUUUAUUGACUAUAGUUCACUGGAAUAAAUAAGAUUACAACUGCGAUCAAACAUAAAUUGUGAGAUAUAAAAAUGCCGGACAAAGAAAAUUUGAAGCUUGCAGUUAUCUGUUCUAGCAACAUGAAUCGAAGCAUGGAGGCUCAUGCAUUUUUAAGCAAAAAAGGAUACCAGGUUCAUUCCUUUGGCACUGGUGACAAAGUCAAACUGCCAGGUACAGCACCAGAUAGACCCAACUGCUAUGAGUUUGGGACUACAUAUGAAGAAAUCUAUCAAGACUUGCUGACAAAAGAUAGAUCAUUUUACACGCAAAAUGGUUUACUGCACAUGCUGGAUCGCAAUAGACGCAUUAAAAAUUGGCCUGAAAAAUUCCAGCUCAGCACUGAGCAAUUUGAUGUCAUAUUCACUUGUGAGGAAAGAGUGUAUGACCAAGUAGUUGAAUGGUUGUCAAGUAGGUCACCUGUUGAUACUGCAUCUGUACAUGUCAUAAACAUAGACAUACAAGAUAACCACGAGGAAGCAACAAUUGGAGCAUUUUUGUUCUGCGAACUAGCAGCAUUGUUAACUAGCAGCGAAGAUCUUGACAAUGACAUUGAUGAACUUCUUAAUGAUUUUGAAACUAAAUGUCAGAGGCCUAUAAUCCAUUGUGUCCUCUUUUAUUGAAGAACAUGUUAUCUGCAAAGUAUUUAAUUGUGGUGCAGGGCUUAAAUAUUCCUUCUGUGCCUUCAAUCAAUUGGCACGGAUAAUAAAUAAAACCUUUCUGAUGAAGUCAGGACAGAUUUUGCAAUGUGUUAGCUCAUUGCUUCUUUCUAAUAUGAUAUAUGAAAUCAUGUCAUGUGCCAAAAUACCGCACACAUCGACUAGCUGGCAUCAAAUGUCAACAAUUUUGUGAAUUAUUAUUUAUUGUCAAAAUUCCCUUCCAUUUUCGGAUUUAUUGUACAGAAUAAAAAUUUACCAUAGCUUCAAUAAUUCCAGAGUAUUGAUAAAAAUUUGUGUUACUGUUUCAGGGUGCAAACCUGUCUUGUAAGCCGCCUCAAAAUGGGAGGCCAUUGUACAAAAUUGUGUACUAUCUAGAAAUAAAAACUAAAGUAUUGGA